CAAAUACAAGGUUGCCAUAGAUACGUCCAUGGACGUUACAAAUAACGUCAGAACACCGUAAAGAAGAUGAUUUUAAUAUUAAUUUCAGGUUAGCCUGAAAAUUUUAGAUUUUCUACGACUAAUGAUUUUCUUGUAUUACUGAAAGAUCUCAUCAAUGGCGAGUAGAAGAAACGUUCAAAAUACUGUACAUGGUGAAAAUAGAACGUUUCAUUAUUCACACAAGCCUAAUGAUGAUGGUUCCACUGCCAGCACAGAUGUAUUUCUUGAGGCCAGCUUACAAUUUCUCCAUCAACUCUUGGCUGAAAGAUAUACACAGGAUAAUCAUCCAGACAAAGAUACUGAUUUAUUAAACGAUCAAGUUCCGAAAUACGAUCAAUGUUUAAAUUAUGUUAAAGAAUUAUUACCCAAUUUAAAAUUACAAAAUACAUCUGAAUUCUCACAGAAUGAUAGAAAUAUCGUUUAUGAUACAUUAAAUUCUAAGAGAAAUGUCUACAGCGGUUCUCUAAAAAGUACUGCUCAGGGAUACGAGAGUGAAAUAGAAUCAGCCAGCAGUUUGUCUUUAAAUUUUGUACAGAACAAAUGUCAAAAUUGUGCAAAGCAGGUACCUGUGGAAGUACAUGUAAUGAUGAACAAAGGUCAAAGUUCAGCAUCUCGUACAACUUUACUAAUAAAACUUCCCAAUGCCAUUAAGAAUUUUUUGCGCAAUAAGCCAUCCAAAAAGAGUGUACACAAACCUGACUCAGAUGUAUCUGUAAACUGCAAGGGUGAAGUUCACAAAGGAAAUCGUUUUACUAAGAGCUUCAUGAGACUACUAAAAGGAAAAAAGACAAGUGCCUCGAUGGUCUCUAUUAAAAGAACAAUGAAUAGCGAAGAAAUAUUAACACCUAGAACGACUAAAAGUAAUUUUGAAAGCACUGUGAUGAAUCACAACAAUUCUAAGAGCGACAGUAGUGUAAAACAAAAUAAAAUAAAUUGUGCUCAAAGGUCUUGUUUUUCCUUGAAACAUAUCCUGGAACCACAGGAAGCUAUAGCAUCUAAUAUCUUUCAAGAAAAAUCUUCUAUCCAGUUGCCUGUGAAUAACAAACUAAAAAAUGAAAUAUAUGUGACUAUUAAACCUAGUAUGAUGGAAACUGAUGUAACAUUAGAGACCUGUACAAUAGCUUCAGAAAAUGAAUCUCCUAUUAAUAACAGAAUUUUAAAUACCGAGUCUGAAAGUAUUAUUCCUAUACGGUAUGUCCAAGCAUCUUCUCAAAUAAGUCAAAAUGUAGACGAACAAAGUAUUCUGGAAAAAUUAGAGAGAUUUUGGAGUAUGAACAAAAAUACAAUCUCAUCACAUGACAAAAAUUAUAGUGAAAUUCCAGUUGAAAUAAAAACUGCUUCAAAUCCUUUGAUAUUAGAAAAACAGUCAAAGCAAAGCAUACUCCAAAAUAGUUGUGAGUCAUUGCUGAAACAGGAUAAAAAUGCAGAUAUCCUUUUAGACAAGGAACACCAAACUAAAGUAUUGCUAGAAAUGGCAGUCGGUACUUUGCCAAUCGGCAUAAAUACAUCUAAGAAUCUGGAGCAUUUGAAAAAAAGAAAAAUUAUGAAAGAUACUGAGAGCUUGGCACUAGAGGUAUUACUUCGACACAUAUUUAUUGAUAAUGAAAACUAUAAAGUAAAUCAACCAGUAGAAAAAGAUAUCAAAAGAGAACAGAUACUACCUAAACGUCAAUUAUCCAAAAUAAGUAUAUGCUCAUCGUCUGGAAGUCUUUCAUAUACUGAGCAUGAUAUGGAGAAACAAUUAUUGUCUGAAAAUUCUUGGCAAAUGGAUGAUUGCAACAUGGAAUGUGAAUCAAAUGUUAAAUCUGAAAAUAAUAAUUUGUUAAGCGCGUCUAAUGAUUAUCAAAGGAUUAACAACAUUGAAAUUAAUUUGCAUGAAAGCACUACAUCAUUUCAUCCACUCCUUAGUAAACAAUCCAGCCAAGAUCAACGUGAAUUGGUCAAUGCUAUGAUACGAUGGUGGGGACCACAAGUAAAUUAUACAACAUGGCCAUUAAAAAAAAGACAAACAUCCUCUAAUUCUGUUUCUACUCAGCAUUUAUCUUAAUAAAUAACCCUCAAUAACAAUUGGUAUUAUCAUUGUUAACUCCAAAAAUUGUCUAAGUAAUUAUCUACUAUCACUCCUGAUCAUCUAUCUUAACAAAUAAUCUGAAAUAACAAUUUGAACUGUUAUUGUUAA
Cephus cinctus (wheat stem sawfly) is the source of this 2218-nucleotide messenger RNA. RefSeq lists its product as uncharacterized. The transcript has 4 exons. Lineage: Eukaryota; Metazoa; Arthropoda; Insecta; Hymenoptera; Cephidae. Bases 155 to 2086 code for a protein of 643 amino acids. The record is from RefSeq and is a predicted model, not a curated record.